GUCCCUCCCCUUUCCUGUGCAGCUCCGACAAAGCGCUCCAAGCGUUUGAACUGAAGGAGAAACCACAGCUCGGGCAAAAAAAAAAAAGCCCGCGGCGCGAGCUGCGAAGCCAGCCGGGAUCGGCGCCCGCCUCCGCCCUCGGGGCUCCCGCCGCGCCAUGAAGAGCUGCCUGAAGUGGCUGCUGGGCAUCGCGGCCGUCGCCGUCGUCGCCACGGUCAUCGCCGUGCCCCUGGCGCUGCUCACCGGCCAAAGUACCUCUAAGCCUGACUCACGAAGAACAUAUACUCUACAGAAUUACUUGAACAAUGACUAUAAGUACAAAACGUAUAAUUUGCAGUGGAUUUCAGGAAACCAAUAUCUUCACAAAACAGCUAAUGGGGACAUCGUACGUAUUGAUGCUGGCACUGGAACAUCCACAUUAAUCUUGCCGAAUACAACAUUAGAUAAAUACAAGGCAACCACAGUUAUUUUGUCUGCUGACCAAAGAUUUGCUCUUCUGCAGUACAACUAUACAAAGUUGUGGAGGCAUUCCUAUACAGCUUCAUAUCACAUCUAUGAUUUCAGUAGCAGUUCUAUCUUAGGUGGUGGACUACUACAUAAUGAUACACAGUAUAUAUCCUGGUCACCUGUUGGUCACAAACUGGCAUAUGUUUGGAAUAAUAAUGUUUAUAUUAAAGCUUCACCAACAGCGGAAUAUGUGCAAAUCACUAAAAAUGGGGAAGAAAAUAAAAUUUUCAAUGGAAUACCAGAUUGGGUUUAUGAAGAGGAAAUGUUUGGCACGCAUUCUGCUCUGUGGUGGUCUCCAAAUGGUGAUUUUGUGGCAUAUGCAGCAUUUGAUGAUUCAGAAGUUCCUGUAAUAGAGUAUUCCUUUUAUUCUGAGGACACCUUGCAGUAUCCAAAGACCGUUAGAAUUCCAUAUCCCAAGGCAGGAGCUACAAAUCCAACUGUGCAAUUCUUUAUUGUGGAUACCAGAGCACUUCCUGAUUGCCACACUGCUGAAAUUCCUCCACCUGCAGAAAUAAAAUCAGUGGAUCAUUAUUUGAGUGUUGUAACAUGGGUGACAGAUGAAAGGAUCUGUUUGCAGUGGCUCAGAAGAAUUCAGAAUUUUUCAGUCCUCACAGUCUGUGACUUUGAAAAUGCUACUGGUAAUUGGUCAUGUCCACAGGGAAAACAACGUACAGAAGAAAGUACAACUGGCUGGAUUGGCAGAUUUCAGCCAUCUGUCCCUCACUUUGCACCCGACAAUGCUACCUACUACAAAGUGUUCAGUGAUACAGCAGGUUACAAGCACAUCCAUUACAUAAAUGGCUCACAGGCUCCAAUACCUAUUACUGCAGGACCAUGGGAAGUAAUUAGCAUAGAAGCUGUAACUGAUAAAUUUUUAUACUACAUUAGUAAUGAAAAUGGUGGAGUGCCAGGAGGAAGAAAUCUUUAUAAAGUGCUCUUGGAAAGCAGUCCAAAUUCUGCUGAAUGUGUUAGCUGUGAUCUGAAUCGAGAAAGAUGCCAGUAUUAUUCAGUGUCCUUCAGCAAAGAUGCACAGUAUUAUCAGCUACAUUGUCAUGGUCCUGACCUGCCUAUAUCUACUUUGCACAGCAGCAGUGAUGAUCGAGUCCUCAGAUACCUGGAAAAUAACACUGAACUGGAAAAUGCAUUGAAAGAUAUUCAGAUGCCUACAAAAAAAAUUGGCUUCAUUAGGGUAGCUGACUACAACCUGUGGUAUCAAAUGAUAUUGCCUCCCCAUUUCGAUUCAUCAAAGAAGUACCCUCUGCUCCUUGAUGUGUAUGCAGGACCCUGUAGUCAGAAAGUAGAUUAUGUCUUCCGGAUCAACUGGGCAACUUACCUCGCAAGCACUGAGCAGAUAAUUGUGGCCAGCUUCGAUGGCAGAGGAAGUGGGUACCAAGGGGAUAAAAUUAUGCAUGCAAUAAACCGAAGGCUGGGAACGCAUGAAGUGGAUGAUCAGAUAGAAGCAGCCAGAAAAUUUUCUGAAAUGGGCUUUGUUGAUAAGGACAGAAUAGCUAUUUGGGGCUGGUCUUAUGGGGGAUAUGUGACCUCCAUGGUGCUUGGCUCUGGAAGCGGCGUGUUCAAGUGUGGAAUAGCGGUUGCCCCUGUGUCGCGUUGGCAAUAUUAUGAUUCAAUAUACACAGAGCGAUACAUGGGCCUUCCUACAGCAAGUGAUAAUCUGAACAACUAUAAUAAUUCAACAGUAAUGGCCAGAGCUGAAAAAUUCAAGGAAGUUGAAUAUCUCCUUAUUCAUGGAACAGCAGAUGAUAAUGUUCACUUUCAGCAAGCUGCACAGAUUUCCAAAGCUCUUGUUGAUGCUGAAGUGGAUUUUCAGGCAAUGUGGUACACUGACAAAGACCAUGCCAUCACUGGGCAAGCACAUAAGCAUAUUUAUACCCAUAUGAGCCAUUUCAUAAAGCAGUGUUUCUCACUGCCCUAGCACCAGCAUUUUGUGGGUUAGUGAUGAUAAUCUCCAGAAAACUCUCUAGCUAUGUAUCCUGAGCCAGUAUAAACUUUUACGAAUCAAGAUGAGAUAAGGGUCAGCCCUUGGGAUACCUGUGUACACAAUGAAAUGCUAAUCUUUGUAACUGUUUCUGUUGUUAAGCAGUAUUGCAUUUUUAUUGAUUUGUGUUUAAUCAGGUCUUAACAUCACCAGUAUGUUGCAGGCUUCUAGAAAGCGUGGUACUUGCUUGAAUCAGUACCUUUUGAUAGUUCAGUCCAGUUUCUACAUUAGGGUAAUGAAUGAUGGCAAUGUCAUAGAAGAACCAAUGUGGAAAUCAGUUGAGGAACAAAAAUAAUAAUGCUUGCAACAAAAUUUGAAAUUAAUCCUGUGAUAAUUUUCUGUGAAAAUACUGAUACAACUUUAAAUAGAUUUUUACAGAAAUUACCUAAUGCCUAAUCAAUUAUUAGAGACAUUAUCAGGAAUACUGCACUGUUAAUAUUUUCUAUGCAGAGUGAAACACUUUGUUUACUGCAUGUCCUUGCAUUAGUAUUUUCUGUGCAAUCUCUUGGAUUGCAAUUGUAGAAGUCUUGCAAGGAAAGUACAUAAUGGGCAUUUACCAAAGAUUUUUGAACAAUACCUACACAGACUGAUGACACUGAAUUUCUUUGUUUCCUAUCAUAAUGCUGUGAUUUUUGCUUACUUUAUAGUCAAAAGGCUGCUACUGUGGGAAUCUGCAUGGGUAAGAUCUCACUUGAACUCUAGCAGCCCACCACUGUUUCUUUAUGGGACAGAAAAUUCAUAUAUUUUUUUAGAAGUUUUGUAUUUACUGAUGAAUAGGAUGUAUUCCUAUCACUCAAUCAUAGAACACUGCACUACAAUGCAAACUAGCAGUCAUUUAAAGCAAGGGCUGGACUGUAACUCUCAUGUGAACAUGCUAUUUAGCAAACCUGCGUUUUCUUGCAGCCUAUCAGUGAACUUCUGCUUUAUCUUCAGUGCUCUAGGUUUGCUUCUCCAUUUGAAGAUUAGUCUUAAUUUCACAUAGACAGAAAAGAUGCAACUCACUUGUACUACAAACUGUGCUUCUUUAAAAUAAUAAAGACAUGAAUUUAUGAAAAGAGGUGUAGUCCAUAUCAUUGCCAAUGUUGCUCAAGAAACUAACUCCUAGAAUUUUACGACAGACCAUUAAUUUUGAGAGAGGCUUACAGUGAAGUUUCUGGUUUUGUUUAAUGGUAUCGUUUAAUGGAGCGUGACGAUUAUCUAACACUUAGAUUCUUAUUAUACGCCAGCAUGAGACUAUGUAUUUAUUGUGGAUUAUUACUGACACUAGGUGUGAAUGUCAAAGUACUCAUACAGACAGGUAAAGCAUGGGGGGAGAACGUCAAGACAGCUUGUGCAGCUUGUCCUUAAAUGAGAGAAAGAAUGGGGCCAGAGGUAGAAAAUAGGGUUUUGGUUUUACAAACAAAAAAUCCUUGACUCACAGAAUAAGGGUGUUUUGGAUAAACAAACUGGAGAUGGGUAUUACAAAUAUAAUUUCAGGCUCAAUUUAUUAGUGGUUUUAAUGUAGACUGGCACCACUGUUAAAGUUUAUAGGAUAUAAGCUGUCAGUUGUCUGCAAGAAGUUAUAGUCUCCACGUCUCUGAUUCUUUUGACUCAAAGGAAAGAAACAUAAAUCAUUAUAAAGGUUAUAAAAAAGAUUAUCAUUAUUAACUUCUGAAUUGCUUGUAUAUGCAAGGGGCAAACAGUCGGGUUCUUUUUAAAUGUUAUGACUCACACUGUCACAGACAACAGUAUUUCUAUAAUCCAAAGCCUGCAUUAACUAGGCUCACAUUAAAGAACUGCAAGUAUUCCCUUAGUGUAUUCAGAGAAGCAUUUAAAAAAAAAGACUUUUAAAUAAAACUAAAAAUUACAUGAUCUGGGUAAGCCUUUCAUUGAGUAAAUAUGCAGUUCUGUGUAUCUGACCUACCUUACUGAUGCUGGCGUCUCACUGGGAACUCUUCUGUGUGCUCAGUACACAAUCCUGUUUUAACUGUCUUAUCUGUGAGGCUUAACAAAGUACAAUGCCAAUUAUCUUGUAUUUCUUUAUCUGGAAAGCAACUUCUAAGAUAUGCUGCUAAUAAAGCAUGUAAGUACAUAAAACUGAGGCCACAGAAGAAAGACAGCUCAUUUCAUUACUGUAGAAAGACAGCACUAGGAACCAGUUGCACCUGAAGAAGUGCCAUAUGCUAGAGUUAGUUAGGCACUUGACGAUUUCCUUUAUUUCUCUUUAUUUUUUUCCACAUGAAAUGGAGACCAGUUUGUUGUACCAUGUUGCGUAAAAUCCUAACAGAAGAGGCUGAAGCCUGAGGUGUGACUCUUCCGAGUUCUCUGGCUGGAAGGCUUCUAGUCUUUGGUUUAAAACUUGGUGAAGAAGCUCAAAGGAAUUUCAUAAGAUGGAGUCAGUACUUUUAAGUGUUGGAUUUUGGCAGGAGUACUAGACUUUAAGGCCUACAAGUUUUUCAGUAGCAGAAAUUUAGGGUCCUGAGAAUAGCAGAAGCUAAGUCGCUGUUCAACUACUAGACACUUUUAAUAUUGUAACACUGAGGAAUUUAAAAUUGUAUGCCCUUACCUACUGAUCUGUAAAAAAGACUCAGCAGCUGCUGCCUGGUCUACUUCCUCUCUCCCAGGAGCAAGAGGAACCAGUGCGUGAGCAGUAAAUUCCCAUUCUGUUCCUUGAACAGGUGUCAGUUAUGUGCCAUCCCUGAUAGCGCACUCGCUGUUAGAGUCACACCGAGCACACCACCAACAUCUAUACACAACAAAUGAGCACUGAUAGCAUUGCGUGUUUCAGUGAGAUUCCACUUGGAAA
Cuculus canorus (common cuckoo) is the source of this 5288-nucleotide messenger RNA. RefSeq names its product dipeptidyl peptidase 4. Lineage: Eukaryota; Metazoa; Chordata; Aves; Cuculiformes; Cuculidae. Gene Ontology annotation, molecular function: dipeptidyl-peptidase activity; serine-type endopeptidase activity. The record is from RefSeq and is a predicted model, not a curated record. The transcript is spliced from 26 exons. Gene Ontology annotation, biological process: proteolysis. Bases 158 to 2440 code for a protein of 760 amino acids.